AUGAAGACGAGGAGGGCUGACAAGUUUUCAACAAAUCAUUUUUGGGGGCGGUUGGAGCAGAGUCCUGUUUGGUGGGACAGAGGGAAGGGGACAGCUGCUUUCAGCUACACAGACUUCAAAGAUUCAUAUCAUCAGCGCUCAAGACUGCUCAUGAAUACAGCUUUUGGAAAACAGCUUAAAAUGAAAUACUGUAAGAUAUUUCUCUUUCUUCUAUUAAUGAUGAUGAGUGUCUCAACAAAUGCUCAAGGAGUUACCUGUGAGGGUGAACAGCUCAUCAAUGUUGAGAUUGUAGUUGGAAAUCCAGGUAAGGCUCCACCUUAUAAACCUGGACAUAUUUUAGUUUUUCGAUGCACAGAUGUGAACCUGAAGAUGCACGGCCAACGAACAAUUGAAUGUCUGUCAAAUGGAAAAUGGGAUUAUCCAUAUCCAAAAUGUGGAGAGGUAACAUGUCUUCUAAACACAAAAGAGAACAACAUCAGACUGGAUCGAUUUCCUGAUUUUGAGUGUCCAGUCACACCUGGAUAUAAUUUAACAUUUUCAUGCACUGGACAAGGACUGAUUUUAAAAGGACAGAGAGAAAUCACCUGUCAGUCAAACGGAGAAUGGAGCAGCCCUUUUCCUAAAUGUGAAGAAAAACACACAGAAGAAAUAACCUGUGAGCUGAAGUCAAACACAUUCGGAGUUAAAAAAAUCAAUCCUAAGGGAAAAACUAUUUUCAGAGCUGGAGAAAGUGUGGAGAUCACCUGCUCUGAAAAACACUGGAUCUUUUUUACUAAAGAAUCCAGAAAAACAUUUACAUGCAAAGAUGAUGGAAAGUGGGACAAUGAGCCUGUUUGUGCAGGUCAGACCACCAGUUGUGGACCACCACCAGACGUGAAUGAUGCAGAUACAAUAGAACUAAAAAAAGAUGAAUACACUACAGGAGAGAGAGUUGAAUACAGCUGCUUUAGUAAAUACACAUUGGAUCUGCGUCCACCUUUCUCCAGAUUCUUGACCUGUGAUCAAGGAGAAUGGAGGGGGAAUAUUAAGUGUUUAAAGCCCUGUACAGUGACUGUAGAGGAAAUGGAAAGAAGAGGUAUAGACUUGGCCUAUGUUAAUCGGCAAAAGAUGUUCGCACCCCAUAAUGAUUACGUCACCUUUGCGUGUAAGAGGGGCAAAUUUUCAGUAGGUGUUCCCCUGAGACAACAAUGUAAUGAUGGAGUGAUGACUUUACCUGAGUGUAAGUGAUUGUGAGAAUAAAGCAUUAAGUAUAGCAUCAGAUGUACUACUAAGAAAAAAAAAUAAAAAAUGAUCUUUACCUUCU
This is a messenger RNA of Carassius auratus (goldfish), 1303 nucleotides long. RefSeq names its product complement factor H like 5 (gene cfhl5). NCBI's taxonomy places the organism in Eukaryota, Metazoa, Chordata, Actinopteri, Cypriniformes, Cyprinidae. The transcript has 7 exons. The record is from RefSeq and is a predicted model, not a curated record. Bases 1 to 1227 code for a protein of 408 amino acids.